CAGCUUUCUUUCCCUCCCUCCUGCAUUCUGUCGACCAACCCCCACCUCAGUUUAAGCUGUGACUUGGCCACGCAGGAGGCCCAGCUGGGAUCUCUGAUAAGGUCUUUAAAAGCACGAUGUUUUGAACUCAUAUUAUUUACUUAUAGGAGAAUGUUAUUCUUUAGGGUCGUGGAGGAGGGGCCCAUCUCUUUUCUUCAGCAGCAGCACAUUCUAAAAAGAAGGCGUGACUACUGGAUCAGAUAAUGGCCUUUUCCGGUGUCCACGGCUACCACCAGAUUUUGCUUUCUCACUCUCUGGCCUUCAGCUGCUAAUAUUUCCUACUGCGCAGGCUCAGACCCCCCACCAAGCCCACAGAACCCAAAUAACAUCUACGCGUGCGUAGAGGGGCGGGACCCGAAUCGACAACGUCCAAUGAAGAAAGCGGAUGUGCCCUUAGAGUCCUGCCUACUGACCCAGAAGCCAAUCAAAGCCUAGGCGGGCAGUCUAGCAGAAUCCAAAGGCGUGGUGGGCGUCAGAACCAUGGCGGACGCGGAGAAAAACGCUGUUGCGGAGAAAAACGCUGUUGCGGAGGAAAACGCCGUUGCGGAGGAAAACGCCGUUGCGGAUAAAAACGCAACGAAAGAGGUUCUGGCUGAGGCAGCAAGCGUUCUGGAACCUGUAGGAUUGCCGGAAGAAGCAGAGCUGCCUGCCAAGAUCAUGGAGGAAUUUAUGAGGAACUCUCGGAAGAAAGACAAGCUGCUCUGUAGCCAGCUUCAAGUAGUGAACUUCUUACAGACUUUUCUGGCCCAGGAGGAUAAUACUGACCAGAACCCAGAUGCUCUGGCUUCUGAAGAUACAAGUCGACAAAAGGCAACUGAAACUAAGGAGCAGUGGAAGGAGCUGAAGGCAACAUACAUGGAUCAUGUGGACGUCAUCAAAUGUGCCCUGUCUGAGGCCUUGCCCCAGGUUAAAGAGGCACACAGGAAGUACACCGAGCUUCAGAAGGCUUUUGAGCAACUUGAGGCUAAGAAGCGAGUCCUUGAGGAGAAACUGCAGUUAGCUCAGAAGCAGUGGGUGCUGCAGCAGAAGCGUUUGCAGAAUCUGACAAAGAUUUCUGCUGAGGUCAAGAGACGCCGGAAGAGAGCUCUGGAGAAGCUUGAUGGUUCUCACCAGGAACUUGAAACCUUGAAGCAGCAAGCAGGACAGGAGCAGGAGAAGCUGCAGAGGAACCAGAGCUACCUCCAGCUGCUGUGCUCCCUGCAGAAUAAGCUGGUCAUCUCUGAGUCCAAGGCCGACGACAAAGAUGUCAAAGGGCCCGCCCUUCCACCCAAGUCUCCGUAAAGGUAAGCCCUGUCGGUUUACCAGGCUGCAGAGCAGAGAAGAAGAGGGAAACCAUGAGAACUAGAGUUGACUUGGCAGAUUGAAAGACGAGCAGGGAACUUGAUCCUCCUCCUGCCGACACACUCCAUUGAUAGCUCUCCAGGUGAUGGCUGUAGGACAGAGAUCCUCCAGCAGAUAGAAGCCAAGUCAGGAUUUGGUCCUCCAACUGCAAAGAUAGAAAUCCUCUCCAUCCGAAUUCUAGAUCUGAGGAGGGAAAGAGAAUGGUUAGGAUUGUCAGACCCCGGAUUAGGCCCAGACCACACCCAAACACAUGUGGUCACAGAGAUUCUUCAUUAGACAGGGACGAAAAGUUAGUGUCUGCUUUCUGACACAGGCAGAAAAACAGCAAAUGACCUCACAGGCCUAGUUUUUAAAAAGAGAAAAGGGAGGGAGGUUUGGUUUAGAAUGGGCUAAGAUGUGGGACUGGGGCGGGGGGAGGGGGUGUAAAUCUUGAUUGGGUAUCUUAAUCAGGUGAGCCAAAGGGAGCUUUUGAUUGAUGGACUUCAAUACUUUGAUGGCUGGACCUUCCUUGUGUGCCAGCCUCAGAAGGAGGAAGUGGCCAAGUAAGAGAACAGACGUUGGUGGCCAGCCUUGAUGUUUUUAAAUGUAGUUUAAUAGUUUUUAGCAAGGCAGAGGGAAUGGGGGAGAAGGACAAGGCCUGCUAAAGCCAUAUAUUUUUAGAGAACGCCAUUUGUAAUAAUUGCAAGUUUUGAUUAGACAGGGAAGUAGUUGUAGGAAAAUGUGGUCUUUGUUGUUUCUUAUGGGUUUGGAAUUCCUUACUUUGGAAUUGUGUAAUGUUUGUUUUCCAUUUGUUCCUUUUUCUCCACUUACAUCUUUAAUGCAAGUGUUCAGAUCUUCAGCUGUGGCCCUAAUGUACUGUCAUCGUUCCAUUGACCUUGCUGGUGUUUUCAGCACUCACGUUUAGAUGCACAGUGGCCUGCUUUAGUCUUUACCAGUCCUUGGCCACUUUAUCUCCACACGAAUACCUUUAACUAGAAAUGCCGCAUUUCAGUAUUACUGUAACCUUGCCAGCACCCGUACUUACUGUUGCCUUGAUGUCAGUAUUGAGUUUGAGUCUGUCUUAAUCCGUAGUUAUGUCUGCCCCUUGUGUGCAUGUUUAGGGCCACUGCUUACAGAUCGGGUUCGGCAGUGCUUUAAAGAUUUCAUAACUCUCAGUUCUGUGAAGAAGGGGAUUUGAUAUUUGUGCUGUUUUACUAUAAUUACUAGUUUUUGGUUUUGUUAGUACCUUUGUUUUAAUGUGUUGGUUUGUUGAUAUUCCCUUUGUCCUGUUCCUUGCUUAGAAGCUCUUCGCCAUAAGUUCAGCUAUCAUUAGCCUAAAGUUAUGUGUAUGGAAUAUUGAUCCUUAAGCACAGAAUGAACCCUGGGAGGCAUUGCCAUUGGUAUCGAACCCCACCUUUAACUAAUACAGUUGUCCUCCAUAUAACUUCUAGCCUGUUUGUAUUCUCACAUAUUAAAAAUUUUAGUCAAUCAAUGCUAUAUUCGUAUCUGCAUGGGGAUUUUGAAUUUUCUCUAUCUUGGUUUUAUAUUACAUUGCUUUCUUAUAGGGUAACUUCAUAAAGAAAUGUUUCAUAAUUUCCUUUAGAAAUUUGUCUUUGCUACUUUUCUCUGGGUGUGAAGAGACUCCAUGACCAAAGCAAUUUAUAAAACAAAAAAGCAUUUAACCUAGGGCUUCCUAAGGUUUCAGAGGGUGAGUUCAUGACCAUUAUGGCCGUGAGAAUGACAGCAGCAGGCAGGCAGACAGGCAGGCAGGCAUGGAGCUGGAGCAAUAGCUGAGAGCGUGAAUCUAGCCCAUACAUAGCAGGCAGAGAGAGGAGAGACUGGGGCUUCUGGCCUGGGCUUUUGAAACCUCACAGCCUACCCACAGUACCACAUCUCCUAAUCCUUCCAAAACAUUGCCACCAGCUAGAGACCAGACAUUCAAUUAUAUGAGCCAAUGGGGCCCAUUCUCAUUCAAACCAUCACAGAGUACAAAAGAUUUUAUAGCAUAAAAAUGUUUUUGUUUCAUCUCAAGGUAGUUCCUGGUACUCAGCUAUACAUUUCACAUCUCUUUUUAUGAUAUACUUUUCUGUUUUCUAGCAUUAUCGAUGUAAAUUGGAAAAAUAGUAUAUAAUAUCAAGAUAUAUAACAUGUUUUGAUGGAUGAACAUGCUGUGAAGUGAUUACAUUAAGCCUAAUGUAUUUUUCCACAUACUUUUCUGCACUGAGACUGACAGAUGCACUCUGUCAGAAUAUGCCUUUACCAACAAUCCUAGAAUAUUCUUAGCCUUGUCUCAGUAACAUUCACAGUGCUGUGUUUUAAAGGAGCAAUCCGAUCAAUUACCUUUUUUAACUUUUUUUAAUUUUAAUUUUUGAAUUUUGAGUUUUCAAGAUGUUCUAUGAGAGCCCAGUUUUUGUCCAUCUUAAGAAUGGUGCUCACAGCAGUCGUCGUCUCUCGGCGAGGCUACUGGUUUACAGCUUCAGCUUGCUGGCACACUGCCUUUCUGCAUGGUCCCAUUUGUUUAUGUCUGAGUAAUCUUACCUUUGCCAGUAGGCUUUGCUUCAUCCACAGUGGGAAGGACUGUGCUGGUGGUUCAUGGUAUCUUGUGUAACCAAGCUUGUAAAGAUUUUAAAUUAUGUAUUUGUGCCAUUCUCUUAUCUGUGUGCUAUCCUAGUUGACAGUUUUGUUGUCUGUUGGGUUUAUUAUUUAUUUAUUUUGGUUUUUUGGUUUGUUUUCUCUUCUCUCUAGAAUUUCCCAAAAGGCUUUUAUUUUGUCUUUCCAAACUCUAGCUUUAGGCUAAGGGUCCAGAUAAUGCUGUAGGCUCUACAUUUAAUUCACAACUCCAUAAAACAGUAAGAGAAAUGACAGAAUACUUCAGAUUUUGGCCUCUUUUUUUUUUUUUUGCUGCUUUUUUUUUUUUCUUUUUAGCCCAAUCAUUAUUUUUUAUUUCUUUCUUGAGGUGGGUCUUGAGCACGUGGAGGGGAGGGGGGAGGGGAAUGGGGAGAGAAGGGACAGAGGGGAAGAGGGGAAAAGGGAAAGAACAAGGAGCAAGACAAUAUAUUUUUAAUAUUGGAAAUUUAGACAAUAUUUGGUAGGUGGAAAAUAAAUGCCCUUUCUUUACUGUAUAGGGUUAAAUGUUUUAUUGAGAUAUUGAUAUUCUAUAAAUUUGUUCUUCUAAACUUAGGUACCCAAAAGUAUACUAAAUUAUCAGUAUAUAUUAGAAAUAGCAUUAAUGGUAACAUUAGAGAUUCCUGCUAAUUUUCAAAAUGGAAAUUCUUGUUUCAUUGUUAGUCCUUUCCCAUUUCCCAGAUGAAUAUAUUUCACUCCUAUUUUACAGAAUUUAUGUAACUUGCAUUAAAAUGUCUCUUCCUUUAGCCUUUUUGUGUCUUUUUUUUAAAUGCAUAAGUUUUCAAAUACAAGUGGAGUGUGAAUUUAUAUACAUUGAUUUCAUCAUGAUUCUUAGCCCAGUCUUUGAAUGACCCAUUGGAUACUUAGACUGUUGGGCUCUGAAAAACUUACUGUUUGGAUUCUUAGUCCAUUAGCUAACAAACAUGCUUCAUGGAGACACUCUGGACUAAAUCAACAGUUUUUUUUUUUUUUUUUUGAAGCCUUUUUCAAAUUUAUUUUGAGGAGCAUAAUUACCCUACCUUAGUUGAAUUAAUAAGAAAGUCUUUUUACUUCCUGUGUACUGGACCAUACAUACUUUGUCAUCAUGAAUCAGUGUACGCUUUGAUUUGCGAUGUAUUCACACUUAAAACGUAUUUGGCAAACAUUUGUUGUAUAAUAUUACUAGUAGACUUGGAGGGUUUUAGCUUAGUUUCAAACAUGUAACACCCAGAGGCAAAUACCCAAUAUUUACUGAUGGCGCACACAGUCCUGAGCAUGGGAAACAGUGGUCUUGUACUCUCUAGGCUUAAGUUUAGAAAUGGGAAGGAAAAAAUCAGAAAAAUAAAUUCUAUCCAGAAGUGAUAAUACCUUCUACCAUUUAAGACUAAGAAAUAGAAGGUUUUGGCCACAUCAAGGAUGACUGCACAUGUCAGGCUGAAGAAACAUCAGAAAUGGAAUGCAGGAGAGACAGACGAGGGCAGGCAGGAGUACUAGGAAGACAGGAGAACGGGACCAGGGAGAGGUCAUAAUACAGCAGAGGGGGUGGAGCAUCUAAGAGCUUGCACCCCCAUGGCUAUGCGGUAGCCUACACACAGCAGCUGCUGAAGAAGUUUCUUUGGCACAAAAUCUUCGAUUGCAUUUUACCUCAGGAAAGUCACGGCACCAGUGUUUCAGUUCUUGGCAAAAUGUGCAUUAGAGAAAACAAAAUACGUACUUCUGCCCGCAUUGCUUUUUAAGGCUGUAAUGGCAGUAGCAGAAACGCUGAGAUCCACUUUGGGCAGUUAGAUAGGACAUGAGAGCAGGAUGGAGUAGCAUCGAGAUGGAGCCUCUUGUUUGCAGUGUGCUAUGUGAAAAGCCUGCUUUAAAAGAAAACAGUGUAACUGAGCUGCCAGCAUAUUACACUCAGGGAUGAUGACUAAGGCAGUCGAAUGUCUCUCAUAUUCCUAGAUGGUGGUCUUUACUAAUUUAAAAAAUAAGGAAAAUAAGGCACCACCUAUUUUUACAGUAGAUCCUUCAUGGUAAUAGUCACUAAGAGUUCAUGAAUGUUGGGUAGUUUCAGUGAUGCAAAAUCCUUUCUUGUGUCUGAGUAAUAAUAAUCUACCUAUCAUGCUUAUAUGCAAGUAUGUUCUCUUAUAUGUAUGUAUGUGCUAUAUCGUAUGCACCUGGAAUAUGAGGAAUCCCAACGAGAUCGCUGAAUCUCGGAACUGGAGUUAGAGAUCCUUACUUGUGAGGCCCCAAAUGGGUCCUCUACAAGAGCAGUCAGGACCCUUGACUGCUGGUCUUCUCUCCAGUCCCUCACUUAGGAUGUGCUUUGUGAAGGUUCUCUGCCUCCACUCCUUCUGUAAUCUCUCGUCCUCCUGUCAAAUUGAGAAGUGCCAGGUAAUGUUUACAGAAGGCUUCUCAUUUCUGACCUGAACUCAUUCAUCUGGACAAUUUUAUUUACCUGUAAACAUCCCAAGUAUAAUGUCUGCUAAAGAUGUGAUUAAUAAUUAAACUGGAGAUGUUGAUUUUUUUUUUUUAGUGUAGUUUCUGCAUAUCCAGAUAAUUGAGUUGCCAUAGAAAUUCCUUAGAAGUGAAAUGCAGGAAAAUUUUUUGUAAGAGAUGUCUACUGCAUCUGUUUCUAAAUGUAUUACUGCGUGUGUGGGUGCACGCACAUGCGUGGAAGCACUUGUAUGCCCAUAUAGAGGCCAACAACUCUUGUGACUUGCAUUAGGUAGGUGUACAGCACAGGUACAGUGCUAUCUGAAAAUAGACGAGGGUAAAAUGUGGCAGAAACUCCACAGUCAGUGAGACCGGCAUAGCUUCCAGAACGGUGGAGGAGUCCAGAAAGCAGUAGCCCUGACACAGGAUGGCGAGUUGUGCCUUUGGGACCUGUUAGAAGGCUAAUCGGGAGAGCAGAACAAAGAAAUGCAGAAAUGAAAUAAUGCCUGAAGCGCUCAGCCUGGUGGGCUUUGUAGGCUGUGGUUGGGAGUUUGUUUUAUUCUGUGUUAAGAAGCUAGCAAGGAUUUUGAACGAGACAACUAUGUAUAUGUGAUUUAAAGCUGCUCUAUGAGGCAGGUGAUUGGGGUUGAUCAGUGUAGUACUUUUGGAGGAGCAGUAAAUAGUGAGAUGUGGAGACGUAGGAAAAGAGCUCACCAGUGCGCACCUUCUGAAUUCCUGAUGGAGAAACAGUGCACCAGUGUUGUAUGGUGAGUUGAAAGCCCGCUGAGCCCUGUCUUAUUGGACCAGAUUUAUCUAGGCAGGGUCUUAAUGGCCUCUUAGACCUCUUAAGACACUGUGUAGUGUAUCCAAAGAGAAACUGUGGUGGAAUAGUACAAGCUAACAGCAGGAAAAGCCAUAGUCUCCAAAUACGAUGCUGCUGUAGCCCUGGGAGAAUGGCAGACUGCUGCUGUCAAGCUGCCUUUCCUCCUUUCCAGCAAUCCUCUUGUCUUGGUUGCUGACAGAAGGCUUUGAUGGAGUAGGAUACCAUGUGUCUUUGCUUGACCUUGGUGCUCAAGUUUGCUACAGGACACUGGUGGGAAGAGCAAGCAGACAAGCGUGUAGCUGGGCCUCUGUGGGGGGAUGCCCUGCUGAAGCUCCAGAUGGAAGUCAUCUGCAUUCCUCAGGGGGGGGGCAGCUGCUGCCCCGGACAUGUUAGACUCCUCACAGGGAUGUUUGUCCUUGGGACUCGCAAUUCUGUGGCUUAGAGUCAGAAAAUUCCAGGAUUUAGGUACGGAGAAAUAGUUUAAAGAUUUUUAUUUUAUUCAAAAUUACAAAUAAGAACUCUAGUGUGUAAAUAAAUAUCAAAGCUAAUCUUUUGGAGGAUCCUGGGCCAAGACAUUUGGAAAGCAGUCACACCGUCAGAGCCAUUGAUGGUCUAUUACUUUAAGACUUCAUCUAAUUUAGGAAAAUAUAAUGAAGCAAGAUUUUAAGUUAAUAAUCUUGAUCAUUGAGUUCUAUCAUUUUUGGUUUGUAUGUGUAUGCGUGUACACAUGUGUGCGUGCGUGUGCACUUGUUCAUAUACAUGUGCAUCUGUCCUUAUGUGGAUCUGAGCAUGUGAAUUACAGAUAUCUGUAGAGGCCAGAAGAAUGUGUGGGUGACAUUCCCUGGAGAUAGAGUUAAAGGACAUUUGUGAGCUGCCUGACUGGGUGCUGGAAACUGCCCUGCUCCUCUACAAAAGCAGCAAGAACUCGUAAGUUGCAGGCUCUCCGGCUUUGAACCCCAUCUUUCACACAGCAGAUGCAGUUGUUCCUGGAAUUUUCUAUUGACUAUGACAUAGGAAGGCUUCUUGGUUUGGUUGCGGUUUUGAAAAAUACUUCUAUAUAUUCACUUUCUUUAAAAAUUUAUAUUAUUUAGAAUUUAUAUAUUAUAUAUGCAUAAUGUAUACACAUAUACUCCCUGUUCUAUCUAUUUAACAUAUAUAUAUAUAUUUGAGACAUGUAGAUAAUUUUAGCAAAAUUCUAAGACUAAAUUUCAAGGUUAGUCCUAUAUGUCCAAAUGUCUUCUUUCUGAGACUUGACUAGAAGUGACAUCUGUCCUGAGUCCUCAGGGGACAUGUGUGGGAUGGUAUGACAUGUGCAGUCGGGAUGUGAAGAGCAUGAAUGUGUCAGUGACGUUGGAGAGGAUGUUUUGCGAGUCCUUUUUUUGUUAGCCUACUGUGAAAAGUGACAGGAAUGACUGCAGCGGUGUGUCGUCCUGCCUGUGGUUCCUAAGUGCGGAUACAAACUCCAGAGCUUGUGCUCUCCGAGUGCUUCCAGAGCAGGCGCUGUGCAGAGCUUUCCCCACCCGAGCACCAUAUGUGCUGCUCCCUCACGUGUCGCCUCGCCGUGCAUCUUCCUGAUGUCCUGUCACAAACCUCUCGAGUGACGCUUUGAGUUGUGCAACCAAUAGUAAUACAUGUUUUGUGUGUUGGUUUUUGGUUGGUUUUUGUUUUGUUUUUGUAUUUGAAAUGAGGCUUUUGGGUAAAUUAAUGACAAAAGUGACAUUCUCCUAAAUAAGGGAAAUAACUAGCCCUUAGGUAACGGGACUUGCAAAUGCUGACACAGAUGCUGGAAGCGAAGCCGUGGGCUUACGAUCCUGCAAGGUUGUGCUGAAAGCAUCAUGGAUGUCCUGCAGAAGGGGCCAGGCGGCUUCCUGUUAGUUCCUCAUGCUGGACACUGUUGCGUGAAGUAGCAUGACCCUCUGCUCAUGCUGUUUUUAUCUCAGCACAAGGUUCAGUGAGAAACUUUAGUGGAUGUGUGUGAUGGCUUUGUCAGAUACCAAUUCCUGUGAAAUACUGUGUCAACGUAGUCCAUGCAUAUUUAUCUAAUAAUAAUAAGCCCAAACUUAAAGUCGUUUAUAUAUUAAAGAUAGCUGAAUUGGUGCUCAUAUUGAGUAAUCCCUUCAAAAUGACUUGGGAAAGAAUGAUGCUGGAUUUAGAUGCUAAGCUCUGAUGUGGCUUCCUGCGUCAACUGUGUGCAGUGAGGGUUCUAUUUAUAAAGCUUGAGUGUUUGGUAGGAAUCUCAUGUAGUACACAAAGAGUAACACAACUUUCCCAAAGGUCUCAUCGUAUCGUAUUUUGUGAAAUUAAGUCUAUUUUGUUUUCUCAUAGUUUUACCAGCACUCAUUGUUUGUGUUACGAGAAACAAGUGCCCACUCUUGAGUGUGCUGUGAAUUCUCUUUGAAAUUAAUAGAUGUGGUGGUGCAUACUCAUUCUCUUUAUCCGUGGAAGGCCAAGACAGGAGAAUCAUUAUUAGUUUAAAGUUUCCCUGAGCUAUAUAGAAAGUACCAGAUCAGCCUAGAUACGGAGUGAAAUCUUUUCUCAAAUGUUAGUGUCCACAUGCACACGUGCACACAUGCACACACAAGUGCACAUGCAGUAAUACUAUAAAACAAAAAACUUUACCUUCCUCAAUAAAGUCUCAGCUCAGAAAGGCUGGCUUGACCACGAGCAGGUACUUGAAUUGCCCAGAGUUCUGAUAUCUGAAAUCUAAGACACGAUAUGUCAGAACUGGAAAUGAUUCCCCUCUCGUGUGCCAUCUGUGAGGGAAUUUCCUGUCACAAUUUAAAAUAUUUUCCUCUAUAAGGUUGAAAACACUGAUGGGUGAAAUUUGCCUUUUUACAUUGCAUUUAUGGAUCAUCUUGAGAAAGAUAUAAGUGAGUGCUACCAAGCCACGCAGUGAGGGGAGAUGAAGCAGCUUUGUAAACCGCAGUUAGAUCCACCCACUGCACAGCUGUCCAGCAAGGGAAGCAUUGAGUGAGAAGACAGGGAGGGAGGAAGAGCAUUCCAGGGGGCGUGGCAGUUGCGAUGGGGUGGUGUUUGUUAGGAAAAUGCAUUAAGUAGACCAAGAUAAUUCUGCACUAAGAUAAACAAAAAGCCAUAGCAUGGGCUGGAGAAAUGUCUCAGCUGUUAAGAGCACUGACUGAUCUUCCAGAGGUCCUGAGUCAGUUCCCAGCCACCACAUGGUGGCUCACAACCAUCUGUAAUGGGAUCUGAUGCCCUCUUCUGGUGUGUCUGGUGUGUCUGAAGACAGCUAUAGCGUACUCACGUACAUAAAUAAAUCUUAAAAACAAAAGCCAUAAUGUGAAGACUGAGCCCAUGCUCUUAACACAGGAUCUCUCUGACUAGAUUCUGUAAAAGAAUCUGUAAUGGGGAUUUAUUAAAAGGAAUGACACGAGAGUGGGUAUGUGUGAAGAAAGAAAUGUAGAGAGACGUGGUAAAUGGGCCUUGAUGACCAAGCUAGCAGGACACUGGCUGUGAGCCUCUCUGAGGGAGACAUGUCAAUGAGAAGCUUUGAGUGUAUAAACUGAUCAUUACAAGGACCACAUUGUCUUCUCUAUACAGAUUAGACCAAGGAUGAUAGGUUUGAAAUACAGUUUCUUAGAAUUUAUGGUUGUAUUUAGCAAGAUUGAAGGAUGACUGAGAUCUGGGCAGGGUAUUGUUGCCAGAAACCUGUAAUCUUGUGGUUAUGGACAGUUUGAGGCUCCUUUUUAUUUAUACUACUGAUUGAACAGGAAGUGUUUGAACUGUGUUCCAAAGUUAUUUAUUCUGGUAGGAAACAGGCCAUUCCAUCCUCGUGCCACAAGUCCCUUAAUGUGUCAUCCCUGCAGUUAGGAAGAUUGAUAUUAAUAGAUAAUCGUGCCAUAGCAAAUUAAUAUAAUGAAAUUGGUGUGAAAUUCUGGCAUUGUCUGUCUCAGUACCCGAGUGGAUUUGUAUACAAGCCUCAGUGUAGGUGAUGCAUACUGAAGCGGUUAUAUGUUGACAGUAACUCAUAAAGUAGUGGGACUUUAUUAUGGUCUUGCUUAGUGCUAUAGAUUAAUAAUGCCCUGCCUCUUAAGUUUUUAAUUUGAAACUUUCUUGUGGGAGAAGACACGUGAAAAUAGGAAUUAGACAGUUGCUUUCACCACGUGGGAUACCUUUGGGUUUAAAUUGUUUUAGCAUCUCAUUCUCUGUCUGUAAGCCGAGAUUGAUAACCUAAUUAGUGCACCAGAAACACGAGAUGAAAGCACGCCCUCCAGAGGGACAGAGGACUCCCAUUCUGUGUUGAAUUUCAAAUGUUUCCUUGUCAGUCCAGCUUGGAUUUUGAAGAACACCUAACACACUAUGAUCAAUGUCCCUGAUCAGGCAUCCUGUCAGGAGACGAGAAUUGAUUAGAGGAUGUCCCAGUUCUUUCAGAAUCCAAAUAGUAGUGGGGGAAAUGCUAAUUUUACUGUAAUCCUGAUCAAAGAACCACAUACGUAGAGGGUACACACUUUUCAGGGUGACUUAGGAACUCUGGGUUUUGAGUUCAGUUAGCUACAGAAGUGCAGAACAUUUAGUAGGUGGGGGUGAAUGUUUUAGCAUUCAUUGGCAGAAUAUUCCAAAGCUUGUGUAUAAUUUAAACUUGAAAUUAAGGCGCAGCUUCCGGAGGAUGCCAAGAGACAUACUAAUGCAGACGGGAAAGCUCAGAGGAGUCCUCAACCAUAGAUAAAGUGGGAAUUCAGUGACUUGGAAAAAUAUUGUCUGCCCCAGGGAAGAGCACACAAAUUGGUUAUCCAAAACCAACUGGAUUUAGAUGGAUAGAGUUACUAUAUGGGGCAAAGUAGGUUGCAUUUAUGUGUUUAUGUGCGUGCACACAUCCACUACAAACGACUAAGAAAGGCCAUGAAUUUGGAAAAGAAAAAGGACUGAAGGAUUGGAGGGAGGAGAAGGAAGGGGAAGAGAUAUAACUGCAAUCUCAAAAA
Molecule: messenger RNA, 12144 nt
Organism: Rattus norvegicus (Norway rat)
Lineage: Eukaryota; Metazoa; Chordata; Mammalia; Rodentia; Muridae
Source: RefSeq, a predicted model, not a curated record